Molecule: messenger RNA, 1707 nt
Organism: Nasonia vitripennis (jewel wasp)
Lineage: Eukaryota; Metazoa; Arthropoda; Insecta; Hymenoptera; Pteromalidae
Gene: Mrjpl7
Product: major royal jelly protein-like 7
Exons: 6
Coding region: 356-1636 (426 amino acids)
Cellular component (GO): extracellular region
Source: RefSeq, a predicted model, not a curated record
GCAUGAGGUAAUGUAACACUGCAGCGCGUGUUUGACGUUUUGAGUGUGCUUUUGAUGAAAUUCGCGAAGCGAGUAUAGGCGAGUGUUGGCUUUGUUUCUUGUGGCAUUUCGUAUGUGCGCGUGUGUUGUGGAUUGCGAUUGAGCUUUUUCGGUGAGAGAAGAGAAGAUGAAGAGAAGAUUAUCGCUUCAAGUGUCGAGAGAGUUCAAGGGUGAUUAACGAUAUAGUUAUGGUGAACUAUGCGCACUCAAGUUCUAUUCAAAUUGGAGAUUGGAAUCGAAACAUUUUUUGCGCUCGAUAAUGAUAGUACUGGAUUAAAAGUUCCGAGUUUUAUUCAUAAAACAAAAUAAAAGCACGAUGCGCUCUCUGCUGUGCGCUUUCAUCCUCCUGGCCAGCUCUAUGCUGGUUUCGGCAGGAUACAUGGACACGCUUUUCGAGUGGAAGUACGUCGAUUAUUUAUGGGAAUCCGAGGCCAGGAGACAAGAAGCCAUAAACAGCGGGGCUUAUGAUUUUUCGCGCAUUUUGCCCAUGGACGUUGAUAAGUCCAAAGAUGGCCGAAUUUUUGUAUCAUUUCUUGGAAUGGACGGAGUACCGGCUACGCUUGCCACUGUCAGUAACCAAAAGGGACCCUCGGGACCUCUGGUGAAGCCGUACCCAGACUGGUCGUGGUUCAAGAAGGGUGACUGCAACUCCAUCACUAACGUUUACAGAAUAGCCAUCGACGAGUGCAACAGACUGUGGAUCUUGGACACCGGAUUCUUGGAAGGACAAGCUAUAAAUUGCGAGGCUCAACUGUUGGCAUUCGACCUCAACACUGACCGACUGAUCCAGAGGAUCAAAAUCCCCAACAACAUCGCCAGAAGCAACGAUGGACAAACUCUUCUGGCUACUCCCAUUGUCGAGACCGAGGGACCCUACUGUGAUAACACUACCGUCUACAUGGCUGACACUAUGGGAGAAGGUCUGGUGAUCUGGAACGGAGUUCGUCUCUUCCGCCUCGAAAGUCCUCUCUUCAAGCACGACGAGUCUGCCAAGAACAUCGUCGUCGGCAACAGCAGCCUUGACCUGGCUGGCGGUAUCGUUGGCAUGGACCUCUCGCCCAGGAUCUUCCCUGGCGAGUCUCGCUUCCUCUACUUCCACGCUCUGGCCUCCUACGACAUCUACGCCGCCGAGACCAAUGUACUCAGGCGCAGCACAUACGGUGAAUCCGUUAAAUUCCUUGGUGCCAGAGACAUCUUGUCCAGCCAGGCCGUCGGUCAGGCUUUCUCGUCAGAGGGAACUCUGUUCCUUGGCAUGACCAGGGAGAUCGCCAUCGCUUGCUGGAACCGUUACAGGGAACUCAAGAGGAGCAACAUUGAAAUCGUCGCUCAAGACAGCGAGCGACUGCAGUACGCAAACGGCGUCAAGGUCAUCCCACCGACGCCUUACCAGCGAGAGGAGGAGCUCCUGGUCCUGACGAACCGCUUCGUGACCUUCCAGCUUGGUCAGCUCGACGCCAACGACGUGAACUUCCGCGUGCUCAAGAGCCCGGUCAAGAGGCUCAUCGCCGGCACCAAGUGCGAGAUCCCCAGGAACACCCUCACCGCCCUCGGCGCCAUCAACAAGCAGGACGAGAGUUUUCUCAUCGUCCAGAACUGAGUGUCUCGAAGUCUGAUCGAAAAACUUUUUGUUUGUGCUAAUAAAGUUGCAGCAUUACACGUUAAAUUUGA